Molecule: messenger RNA, 547 nt
Organism: Pocillopora meandrina
Lineage: Eukaryota; Metazoa; Cnidaria; Anthozoa; Scleractinia; Pocilloporidae
Source: the annotation of a GenBank genome assembly
AUGUUAUCUGUUCUGGAUGUGAAGAUAUUUGCUGGGGCAGUAGGCGAGGUCGGAGAUAGUGGCUUAGGUCACGUGGGACAUCCUGUGGAAAUAGCUACAGAGACUGAUGUACUUUAUCUUCCUGUUACAGCAAAUGUCCUUUUGAAUCACACCCGUGUUUACUAAGAAAUAAGGUCAGUUGAGAUAAAUGCUUAAGUAAACAAGGCUUAGUGUGGCAUCUUGUUUGGGAAAACGAAACUGUGAAAUAUGUUACAGGUAAGGAAUACAAGGGGAAUGCCGCUCUUAAUAAAGUUCGGCUUCGUUUCUAAGUAUUGUCGAAAUCGACUGUUUUAGUAGUCUUAAUUUGAGGAUAUUUACUGUUAAGGUCUUCCCUUGACUAGUGCUACCCAUCAUGACUACGUACGAGUGUGAAAUCCGAUAUGGUGACAACAAGGAGGGCCUGGCGCAAGGAACGCAUCGCGUACCCAGUAGGCUGCCAUCUAGAGACCCCACACGGCCCCGUAAAGAAGGAGACUACGCUGUGAGAAAUACGUCUGUUCGAUGUAUC